AGAAGCAGUUAUGCAAAUGAGACGGGAAAGAGUCGACAUGAUGCGAGCAGCUUAGUAAGAAAUCGAGUCGCUCUAGAUGGUUGCGCAGCAGUCGCACUACUUCACACUCAUCUCUCUCGUUACGUUAAGAUGAGCCCUUCUUAUCAUCCAUCUUAUCACCAUUUCUCGUAACGGCGAGCCCUUCUUAUCACCAACUCGCUCUCCCUCUUGGGGAAUUAAAAUUCAGGAAUUUCUGACUGAUAAGAAAUGGAACGUUCGAGACUCUUAAUUUCCUCAUAAGUCGUAAACAACUUAUUCACCAAGUGUCGAGCCCCUCUUAUCAAUUUGCUCUUAUAAGACAUUAAAAUUCAGGAAUUUCCGAUAAGAAAUGGAACGUUCGAGACUUCAAUUCCUGAUAAGUCGUAGAGAACAACUUAUCCAUUUCUUCUCCUCAUUUCGACUCAGACGCUUGACUCGAACAGUCAUCAUCUCUCCUUUAAAAAGUUCCCAGUACAAAUUUCCAACUCUAAAAUGCGCCCCACCACCAGGAAAUCUGACCGCAUCGCGAAGAAGCCGCGCGUCUACUAUGGCACCACCACCACCCGCGCAAAGGGGAGGUCCGUCCUGGCGAAACGUGACGCACUCAAGACCAUUCUGGAGGAGGAGGAGAGAGACCGCCACGUCGUCACCCCUCCAACCCACACGGCGGACGUGAAUGUUGGGACUUCAACCCACGUGGCAGAAGUAGACGUUGAACGGGACACGUUCCAGAAUCACGACGGAUGGACCAUUUUCGACAAGUGGGAGAAGGAGGAGGAAGAAUAUCUUCGGAAAAGGGGACCAGUCAUCCCACCACCACCGGGACGAAUCCCCAUCCCAAGGAACAGACUGGGCCGACCGGAAAGAGACCCGAACAUCCGUGGGACUGGAAAAUUGGCCAAGGUCUACAAGGAUUUUCUCCCCCACCAGAAAAAUUCAAGGCCAACCUCUGAAGGGCCAUAUGCCCCACAAGAAGAAGUCGAAUUCUCAUCGCAGGGUAAAACCUUCUCUCAACGAUUGGAAAGCAUACUCCGCCCCAUGCUCAACAGAUUUAAAAAUCAAAAAUCAAAAUGACACCGACUUACAUUACAUUUUUCUAUCAUGUAAACUUCAAAAAUUGAAAAAGGUAAAAUCGAAACGUACAAAAAUAUGACUAAAUUUAAUUUAUUGUGAAGAAAAUAGUUAAUUUUUUAUAGAUUAAUUUGACUCAAUAUUAUCGGAUUUACUUAUUUAAUUACUCAAUUAUUAUCCUGCUUAUAAUUUAUAUAUACAAAAUAAAGAAUACAAUAAUCACUUUUAUAAUUAUUCUGUUACAUGAUAAUGUAGGAAAUUCUUAAUAAAUCAUGAUUUU
Folsomia candida is the source of this 1369-nucleotide messenger RNA. RefSeq lists its product as uncharacterized. NCBI's taxonomy places the organism in Eukaryota, Metazoa, Arthropoda, Collembola, Entomobryomorpha, Isotomidae. The transcript is spliced from 2 exons. The coding region runs from base 511 to 1092 and encodes 193 amino acids. The record is from RefSeq and is a predicted model, not a curated record.